AUUGUAAUCUUCCGUCACAUUCUUACGUGCUGGGCCUGAAAAAAAUCGGAAUGAACUCUCCUCGUUGUCGAUAUAAGAUUUUUAUAUACAUGGUCACGAAUACCAGAGGAAUAGGACGUAGUCAAUGUCAUGGCGAGAUCAAAUAUGGCAUCUCAUGAAAAAAUGAGACCUAGUUUUUACGCGACAACUUGAUCAAUAUCCAUCUAUGAUGAAGCUGCUCAUAGAUAAAAGAGACUUUAUCAAUAGUCAAAGGUAACGAUUCAACCACGGUGUGCUAUCGAUGGUAUAAGAGCUCCAUAACAGUAAUUUUUUUCGUUUUUGUGUGGCAAUCAUUUUCAUUCAUAUAAAAAAAAUUCUCCUACAAUGUUACAUUUAUAGAGUAUGAUAGUUCGCUUAAAUUUUCUCUGCACCUAACCUCCUAAGUACCCUAAUAAGUAUCGCGUGAUGAAAAUUUCUGUAUCAUAGUUCAAAGGAAAGUAACUUUUUAGUUCUUUCUAGCGUUAACGUGCACCGCAUUUCAAAAUCGUUAUUGCUUGUUUUAUUGUGGCUCCAUCGCUUUCAGUCUCCACUAUAAUCUUGUGUACCAUUGAGAGGUAAGUAUCUUUUCUCAAAUUUUAGUCGCUGUUGUCUAUUAUGUUUUGGUGAAUAAGAUCAAUAAAAAAUCCUUGUCAUAUUGAGGAUUAGUAUCUCGAACAGUAAACAGCACGUGAACACGAAGUUUAAUACUGCAACAGCACGAAGUUUAGUGAUAAAACUAAAAAUGAUUUUUUUCAAAACAAUAAAGUUGUGUUUAUAUUUGUAUGCUAAAAUUAUUAUCAACACUUUUAAAAAGACCAACAAGUUUAAAGUCAUAUAUGUCAAAGGCCGAAACUUUUGGCAAGUAGUGGUUCCAAAAUAUACUCUCUUUAACGAGACCUUUCAAUGAGCUAAUGAUUUUAAUGGAAGUUUCCUUUUGAUUCUGUCCUUGUUCGUGAACAGCAAAAAUUCCCAUUUUUUUCUAGGAGAUGGAACUCCAGAUCGCAGAAGUUAUUCACUUGAACAUUUACCUCUUAGGAUUGUUAAUCCUUAUUUUGGCGCUGAUAAUAAUCGCUUCUCAAAUGAAGAAUAGUAAAAUUAACAGAUUUAUGGCGUCAGUACCUGGGCCUGUUAGUUUCCCACUCAUUGGCUCUGCCUUUCAUCUCAUAAAUCUCGAUAGCACAAAUCUUCCUGAUUUUCUGAGGAAACAGCUGAGACAAUAUCCAAGAAUCGCUGGCUAUUGGGCAGCAGGUAAAGCGUACGUGUAUACGGGUGAUCGAAAGAUUCUGAAUACUAUUUUUUGCAGUAUUCAAAACACCCAUAAACCAACUCAUUACGCCCUCUUUCACGAUCUUGGGGAUGGAAUAUUCUCUAGUAACGGAGCUGAGUGGCGCCAGACGAGAAAACAGAUAAAUCCAAGCUUUAGGACGGAAAUUUUACAAACGUUUAGUGAUUCUUUUAGUUAUCAUACUAAAGUUUUUCUGGAUAACUUACAGCAAAAUGCAAACACAGGGAGCUGCGUGGAUUUGUUUACUCACCUCCAUACGUGCACCUUUGAUUUAGUUUUUGAAAAUAUGCUUGGCUAUCGAAUGGACUUACAACGUAAGAACUUAACAUAUUUGUCAAAAGAUUUCACCGAAGCCGCGAAAAUGACAUUCGACAGGCUCUUCAAUCCAUUGUUUUGGUCUCCAUGGACUUACUAUAUCUCAGGAAAGCAAAAUAAAUUAGACAGAGUGGCACCCAGUUUGCGAAAUGCAACCAAAAAUAUCAUUGAUAUUCACAUGGAACGAAGAAGCAAAAAUGAGAAAAAUUCAGAUCUUGGAAAUUCUUCGAGGUUUAUGGAUAUUCUAUUGAACAACAUAGAAACGAAGCACAUGUCUGUGGGGAAGGCUGCUGAGGAAGCGGCUGAUUUGUCCAUCGGUGGGUCCAUCACCACCUCGAUGACCGUUGCAUGGGCACUCAAAAUCAUGGCAAUACGUCCAGAAAUUCAAAAUAAAGCGUAUCAAGAGGUGAUGGAAGUCAGUGAAGGCAAAGAAAUCAUGAUGCACGACCUAUCGAAGCUCUCGUACUUGGAAUCUGUGGUCAAGGAAACUUUGAGGCAUUACACGGUUCCAAUGGUCGGCCGUGAUAUUGUCGAGGAUAUACAACUUGACGAAAACGAGAUCUUACCCGCGGGGGUCCAGGUCAUUCUUGCGCUGUUUUGUUUACAUCAUAACCCUGAACUGUGGGAAAAGCCGGGUGCAUUCUAUCCAGAGCACUUCUCGCCUGAAAAUGAGGCCAAGCGGCCAAAGGGAUCUUUCCUUCCAUUCUUAACAGGCCCUAGAAGUUGCCCCGGCCAGAGUUACGCUAUGCAAUCAAUGAAAUGCUUGCUAGCCAACGCACUCUUACGAUACAAAUUUUCAUCAGACGAGACUUUGCCGGAGGACGUCAUGGAUGGAGAUUACAGCCUUCUCUACAUGCUGUUUCCGAAGUCUGGAUUUCAUGUGCGGGUGGAAAAUCGAUCUGCAUCAAAAACAAGAACAGAGGACCAAGAUUGCUCGAUUCUUGAGAUGAAGUCUUUGCCACAUUUUACGAGGAAGCACUUGGAAAGCAGUCAACCGCACUUUGAGACCAUCUUUGAAAAUGAUGCACUUAGACUUAGAAGUGUCUGAGAUUACAUCUUAAAAGUGCGAUUUUAGUAAGGCUGUAUCGCCGAAAGGCGGAGGAAACUUUAUAUCAGAGUUGAAACAAAUCAGAUGCUUAUAACAGAUUUGAGCCCAAGGCAAAAAGGGUUUAAAAAAUAGCUAGAGAAUUGAUUACUCAUCUAAAAUUAUUAUUAUCAAUUUUAGGCCAAAAUAUUUCUGAUCCGACCCGAAAUCUCGCGAAUUCAAGAAAAAUCUGUAGAUUCAAUCAGAAAAUACGCAUUUACGUG
Molecule: messenger RNA, 2926 nt
Organism: Bemisia tabaci
Lineage: Eukaryota; Metazoa; Arthropoda; Insecta; Hemiptera; Aleyrodidae
Source: RefSeq, a predicted model, not a curated record